This is a messenger RNA of Prorocentrum cordatum, 692 nucleotides long. The record is from the annotation of a GenBank genome assembly. Lineage: Eukaryota; Dinophyceae; Prorocentrales; Prorocentraceae.
AUGACGUCGCAGUGCCUCGUUCUCUUGGCGCGCGCGCCGCAUUGCCUGCCAGCGCCUGCGAUCGCGGCCGCCCUGGCCGCGUGCAUGCCAAUUAAGAAAGCCAAGGCCAUGGCCAAGCCCAAGCAGACCGCCCUCGAUCACGGCGCUCUGAAUCGCACGCUCACUUCCCUGAGGUGCCAGACCAGCGCCGCCGCCAAGGGCGAGGAAAAGAAGAAGGCCGCCAAGGAAGCCCAGGCGAAGCGGAACUCUCUUGUGAACGCCGAAGAUAAGAAGCGCUUCUUGAAGAUGGACAAGUAUCUCAUCCCCGCGCAGAUCCUCAAGGGGAAGGACUACUCUUUCAUGGAUUUCGACACCCGCAGGGAGGCCGUCGAGCUUGCAGUCACUUUGCACGAAGAGAACCGAAAACAGUUCGACACCGAGGAGGCGAAUCCCCCGCGCAUUCAUGACACGAACGAGGAAUUGAGCAGAUGUUUCUUCGCGGCGGACGAGGGGCAUCAGAAGUCCUGGAAGCAGACCCAGUCCAAGAAGAUCUCUGGCGGCACGGAUGUGAAGAACGGGGCGCAGCUCCUGAGCGUGCGCGACAGCAUGGGCGCCCCGUUGGCAGCAUCAGCGUCGUCAUCCGACUCGAAUGUGCAGAUCAAGGGCGAGGGCCCCGCGAUCCCCGAGGUGAAGGAGGCGGCGAAACUUCUAAA